CGCCGGGGAGGAUGAGCGAAGGGGUCGCCUCGCCCCCGGGGGCUGCCGCCGCCGCCGCCGCCCAGGAAGGCGGCGGGGGGGCGGCGGGGGGCGACGGGGCCCCCGACCCGGCGGCCCGCGAGGUGCGCUGCGGCGACUGCCUGGUGUGGAACCGGCAGCAGACGUGGCUGUGCGCCGUGCCCCUCUUCAUCGGCGUGGUGGGCCUGGGGCUCAGCCUGAUGCUGCUCAAGUGGAUCGUGGUGGGCGCCGUCCAGGAGUACGUGCCCCCCCAGCUGAUGGACUCCAAGGGCAUCGAGCAGGACCCCUUCUUCCUCUCCAAGCCCUCCGCCGUGCCCAAGAGCGUGGAGACCACCACCACCACCACCACCGCCGCGGCCGCCACGUCCAGGCCCCCCAACCGGAUCAGCACCCGCCUCACCACCAUGACCAAGGCGCCCACCCGCUUGCCCGGCACCCGGGGACCCAUCCGGGCCGGCCCGCCGCGCUCCACCACGCCGCGCCACCCCGUGGGGCCCCCCACCGUCUUGGCUCCCACCAGCACCACCACCGCGGCCGUGGCCCCCCCGGGCACCACCCUGCUGAUCUCCCGCCCGGCGCCUGGCACCCCGGGCACCCCGCCGCUGCCCCUGUGGCCCACUGCGGCAUACACUACCUCCUCCUACAAGACCUAUCUGCAGGACUCGGCCCCCUCGUGGACCUUGUCGCCCUUCCAAGAGGCCAGCUCCACCACCCUCAGCACCACGCCGGAGGCCCAGCCCAGCCCCAAACACCAUACCACAACAUACUCCACUGAACAGUCUGAGCACUUUAAGCCAUGCAGAGAUAAGGAUCUUGCAUACUGCCUGAACGAGGGGGAAUGCUUUGUCAUCGAAACCUUAACAGGCUCCCACAAACACUGCCGGUAA
Molecule: messenger RNA, 905 nt
Organism: Sphaerodactylus townsendi
Lineage: Eukaryota; Metazoa; Chordata; Lepidosauria; Squamata; Sphaerodactylidae
Product: pro-neuregulin-3, membrane-bound isoform-like
Exons: 2
Coding region: 12-905 (297 amino acids)
Biological process (GO): nervous system development; intracellular signal transduction; animal organ development
Molecular function (GO): chemorepellent activity
Source: RefSeq, a predicted model, not a curated record